This is a messenger RNA of Vicia villosa (hairy vetch), 1336 nucleotides long. RefSeq lists its product as uncharacterized. NCBI's taxonomy places the organism in Eukaryota, Viridiplantae, Streptophyta, Magnoliopsida, Fabales, Fabaceae. The record is from RefSeq and is a predicted model, not a curated record. The coding region runs from base 137 to 925 and encodes 262 amino acids. The transcript is spliced from 4 exons.
AAUUGAGGUAUAUUCUUUCUCUCUCAAAACGAAUUGUUCUCUCUUUUUCUCUCUCUCUCCUCCUUUCAACUUAGAUAAGGAAGAGAAGAGAGAAAAAAACCACCAUCGUUGCCGCUUCUAAUCAAAACAAACCAACAUGGCAAAUGACGGCGACACCGUUGAGAUCACGAACGUCAACAAACCUUCCCCUAAGCUUUCAUCCUUGAAGUUUCCGUUGAGCUUUUUCGAAGCUACGGUUGCUUCCACGGUGGCGCUGAGCUUUAUCGUCGGUCUUCUCGGUGUUUAUCUCACCAUGCCAGAUUCCGAUUACAGCUUCCUUAAACGCCCGAGAAGCCUCCAAGAUCUUCAACUUCUAAGAGAUAACCUUGAGAGUUAUACAAGUGACUACACUGCACAGGUCUUGGUGGGAUACUGCGUGGUUUAUAUUUUCAUGCAGACUUUCAUGAUUCCGGGGACUGUAUUCAUGUCAUUGCUUGCUGGAGCACUUUUUGGUGUUUUUAAAGGCGUGGCUCUGGUUGUAUUUACAGCCACUGCCGGAGCUUCUUCGUGUUUCUUCCUGUCAAAGGUUAUUGGAAGACCUAUUCUGUUCUGUCUCUGGCCGGAGAAGUUGAAGUUCUUCCAGACACAGGUGGCUAAGAGAAGAAAGAGUUUGUUGAACUAUAUGCUUUUUCUUAGAUUGACUCCGACCCUUCCUAACACGUUUAUUAAUUUCGCAUCGCCAAUUGUCGAUGUUCCUUAUCAUAUUUUCUUCAUUGGAACUGUCAUUGGUCUCAUACCCGCUGCUUAUGUCACUGUCAGGGCUGGGUUAGCUCUUGGGGAACUACAAUCAAUUGGAGAUCUCUAUGAUUUCAACUCAAUGGCUACAAUAUUCCUCAUAGGCAUAGUUUCAGUUACACCAACACUAAUGGGCAAGAGCGAUUCAUAACAGUUCAGAAACCACCAACUCUAGUAUGUGUACAGAAUCUUCAGAAAACUAUUGCUACCUGGUUCUCUGCCAAUGUAUUCAUUGCCAAGUGCUGCAGUAAUUCGAGACAAUCAUAUUAUUGACGCACGCGGCAAGAAACGGGGUUUGGAAGAAUCAAUUUAUGCACAUUGUUCAUAAGUUGUUAUGUAUAAAACAUACGCUUAUUGACUAGUUAGUAGUUUAUUUUAUCUUGUUUUUUCGAUUCAUAAUAUAAUUUAGUUCGUUCAAAGUGUUCUCCUGACAUUUCAUAUCUUUAGGAUUCAUAUCAGUUUUUAUUUCAGUUUUCAUUGUACAAAUGUCAUACUGCUGAAUGUUUCGUAUCAGAAAAAGUAAGGGGAUGCUUUAAAGUAAAGUAAUGGAAGGUUAAUGAAA